Zea mays is the source of this 3257-nucleotide messenger RNA. Its product is annotated as phosphatidylinositol-3-phosphatase myotubularin-1. Lineage: Eukaryota; Viridiplantae; Streptophyta; Magnoliopsida; Poales; Poaceae. Gene Ontology annotation, biological process: phosphatidylinositol dephosphorylation. The transcript is spliced from 19 exons. The record is from RefSeq and is a predicted model, not a curated record. Bases 179 to 2650 code for a protein of 823 amino acids. Gene Ontology annotation, cellular component: cytoplasm. Gene Ontology annotation, molecular function: phosphatidylinositol-3-phosphate phosphatase activity; phosphatidylinositol-3,5-bisphosphate phosphatase activity.
GACACGCACGGACAUACCAGAACAAGGCAAGCGAACACAUUUCUUUCCUUUCUAUCUCCCCCCACCGCUCUCGCUCUCCUCCUCGCUCUAGCCGCGACCACGCGACGCCGUGGGCACACGCACAAGCACACGGACCCCCCUCCCCCCUACCCGCUGCCUCCGCCGCGGCUCGCCGGAGAUGGAUGGCUCCGGCAGCUGGGACGCUAUAGACUGGAACCAAAUCGAGGAUCCGAGGCCGCGGAGGUCGGGCCAGGCCGUCAAGGAGAGCAUGGACGACUUCUUGCUCGAGGACGAGGAGGUGCUCGCGCAGGGCCAUGGAGUUGUUCUACUAAACAACCGUGAUGCUGGUACACUUUCAGUUACAAAUUUCCGUCUUCUCUUUGUGAGCCAAGCAAAAAAAUGUGUCAUAGAGCUGGGUACCAUUCCACUGACGACAAUUGAGAAGCUAAAUGACGAUGUGAAACUCCAACCCUUGCCCCACCUCUCUGAUAAGAACCACCCCCGUGAACUUCUUCAAGUAAUUGGCAAAGACAUGAGAAUCAUUGUGUUUGCUUUUAUCCCCAGAACACAGCAGAAAAAUGAAGUGUUUGAUGCUUUGAGGAGAUACACUAAACCUGCUAAUUUGUGGGAUCUAUAUGCAUUUUCUUGUGAUCCAUCCACCAUUAAGCAUGAUUCUGAGCCAAAGUGGCGUCUCUUGAGGGAAUACUUUCGUCUUUUUAGGAGAAGUUUACCGCUACAGGGAGUCGAGGAAGUUUCUUUGUGUAAUGAAUGGUGGAGGCUAACUAGAGUUAAUUCUAGUUAUUCAUUGUGUUCAACUUACCCCUCUGAACUCAUUGUACCAAGAAGCAUAAGUGAUGAAGAUUUAUUUCAAGCCUCCCCAUUUCGAUCAGGCAAGCGCUUGCCUGUUAUUUCAUGGUGUGACCCUGGGUCUGGAGCUGUUCUGGCAAGGUCAUCUCAGCCGAUGGUGGGGUUGAUGAUGAACUUUAGAAACAAUGCGGAUGAGAAGCUUGUCUGUGCUCUCAGCAGCAGAACCAUCGAUGAGAAAGGAUCUCCAAGGAAAUUGUACAUAAUUGAUGCCCGGCCAAGAGCAAAUGCUAUAGCAAAUGGGGCAAAGGGAGGGGGCUCAGAAUCAUCUUCUAACUACCAUAAAUCUGAGGUUCUGUUUUUAGGAAUACAAAACAUCCACACCAUGAGAGAGAGUCUUUCUCGCCUUAGGGACUAUGUGGAUGCUCAUGGCUCAAUUUCAUCAAAUGGGAGCCCUUCAGCUGUAUCUGUUGUUGGAGAUCGGAGGAACCGUGGAUCAACCUGGGGUGGAGGCAAUCUAAAUAGCAUGACAUCAUUUUCUUCAACACUGGGGGAAUGGCUAAACCAUAUCCAGAAUAUUCUGGUUGGUGCUUCAUGGAUUGCUGCACAAAUUUCAGAAGAAGCAGCGUCAGUUCUUGUACAUUGCAGUGAUGGAUGGGACCGCACAACCCAGUUGGUUUCACUUGCUUGUUUAUUGCUUGAUCCCUAUUAUCGAACUUUCAGUGGAUUCCAGGCUCUUGUUGAAAAGGAUUGGUUAGCAUUUGGUCAUCCAUUUGCAGAGAGAAUGGGAGUUCCAACAGUAGCUGAGAAUGGGGGGUCACAGUAUGAGCUACUAAGGCAACCUUCGCUCGGAAAUUUAAGCAGUUCCCCGAGUAGGAACACUUUAGGGCCGCCAGGGCCAUCCUCUAAUUCUCCAGUGCAAUCCCAGACAUCAAACAACACUUCACCAAUAUUGUUACAGUGGCUUGAUUGUAUCUCACAGUUGUUACGUCUGUACCCAUCUGCAUUUCAGUUUUCAUCUAAAUUCCUAGUUGAUUUUAUGGAUUGUGUGCUAUCGUGUCGCUUUGGGAACUUCUUGUGCAAUAGUGAACGAGAAAGGGAGCAAUCUGGUGUCACAAUCUCCUGUCGUUGCAUGUGGUCACAUUUGGCUAAUCUGAGAGCUUCUGGCGGCAGCUUCCAUGAGCACUAUAAUCCAUUCUAUGACCCAGUAAAUCAUAAUGGUGCACUAUUGCCCCCUGCUGCAGCACUUGCCCCAACACUCUGGCCCCAGUUUUUUUUGAGGUGGACAUGCCCCAUUGAGUCACAAGGUGGUGAUCUUGAAUCCCAGUGGCAUGCUAUGAAUAAAAAAUAUGCAGAUACAAUGAAGGCAAAGGAUAUUGCUGAGUGGAGGGCAAAGGAUAUCAAAUUGAAAUUGGAAUCUAUGAAACAAGACCUGCAGAGGGAGAAACGUAUUAAUAGUACAGCUCUAGCCGCAGCCCGAAGUGCUCAAAGGGAGAAUGCUGCAAUUAAGAAGGCAAUAGAAUCUAUAGGGUGCACAAUUAAAUUUUCGACAAGCGAAAACGAGGACAGAACUGAAGUGCUGUCAUGUUCAUUAGGAAGAGGCACAGAUGGUAGAGCUCAGCAAGAUGAAAACGGUGACUUCUCUGUAGCAAUUGAGGACAGCCUGGUCUCGGAUGCACCGGCGGACCAUUUUUGCGAAUCACUCUGCCCCUUCCGCACAAGAGAAGGGUGCAGAUGGCCAGAUGCUCCGUGUGCACAGCUUGGAAGUCAGUUUGUUGGUUUGAAGGCAAAUUUUGAUGCUUUUGACCGGCUGUCAAUACAUGACUGCUAUUUUGGACCGGAGUAGUUGAUCAUGAACCAGCCGUGUCAGUACACGCUUGGCAGUUGCCAAUGGAUUUUUUCAGUAGUUGGCACCUCCAGGUCGGCAUCAAUAGCAAAAGAAUGCUGAGAAACAACUCAAUGAUGCAUAUUUGACGAGUAUUUACAAAUUCCUUGAUUCAAUAGUUUUUCACUGUCUGGGUCCUCCGAAUCUGCAUCAACAGAAUAACCUGGAAAGCAAAUUAAGGAUGCGUACCUGAUAUGCAUCGGAGGAUCUUUUUUUUUUGUUCCAAUGGUAUUAUAAGCUUCUGUGAGGGAAUUCCAGCGUUCUUUGUUAGUUAGCAAUUUGUAGGAACCACCGAGAUAGAAAUCAAUCCCUUUGUAUAGUUUGGCAAGCCAUUCAUACUAUAAGCAAAAUAAAGCGAAACAUGGAAGACGGUAGUAGUUUGUUACUCUUUUUCUGAUAGUACAGUGUUCGACUUGUAACUCUUAGCUUUAGAAUAAGAUCCAUGCAAAUCCUGCUUGGAAAGGAAAUGUUGUACAUGAAGGUAUAGACACGUGGACUGGUUCCUGAUCCCUCCUUAUAGUUGUAACGAUAUAGAUUUUUUCAAGUGCCAUUGCCUUCCUGAUGUUAA